UGGGGGCUCUUGGUCUUGAGUUUUGAUUUUGAGCUGAGUUAUUUAAAAAAAAGCUCAUAAUAUCAUCACCCAAAUUUAAAAGAGUUUAUUUAUCGCUACAAAGGAAAGCAUGAAAAAUUUGUACGUGGUAAUAAUGCUCCAUUGAAUUUCUCCCUCUCACUCUUCUUUUGAUUUUUUUUUUAAAUGUCCAUUCCAAAUCCUCUCAUCAACACCUACAUCUCUCUAAUCCAAUCGUGCCUAAACUCCAAAAACCCCUUUUCCCGCGCGAAAUCAAUCCAUUCCCUCAUCAUCAAAUCCGGCCUCCUCUCCUCCUCCACUUACCUAACCAACAACCUCAUCAACCUCUACUCGAAACUCUCCAUUUUCUCCGAUGCCCAUCAACUGUUCGACGAGAUGCCUCAACCGAACAUCUUCUCUUGGAACUCCGUCCUGUCGAUGUACGCGAAAUCCAGCCAGCCCGAAUUGGCAAUCCAAGUGUUUGAUAAAAUGCCCGAGAGAGAUUCGGUUUCUUAUACUGCGAUGAUCGUCGGUUUUAACCAAACAGGUCGGUUCAACAUGGCCCUUAAAACGUUCUCGAAGAUGAUCGUGGAUGGGAUUUCUCCUACCCAGUUCACAUUCACUAACAUUUUGUCGUCUUGUACGUUGAAGACCGAGGGAAUUGAUACCGGGAAAAAGUUGCAUUCAUUCAUAGUUAAGCUCGGGCUUAGUGGGUAUGUACCAGUGGCGAACUCGCUUAUAAAUAUGUACGGAAAAGCUGGAGACUUGAGGACGGGGAAGUUGGUUUUCGAUAGGAUGAGCCUGAGGAGUGUUUCAAGCUGGAAUUCUAUGGUUUCGAUGUACUCCCAGUCAAAAAGAAUGGAUCUUGCUCUUUCGCUGUUCGAGAGAAUGGAAGAAAGAAGCAUCAUUUCUUGGAAUGCAAUGGUUGCAGGAUACAAUCAGAAUGGUUUCAAUCUUGAAGCUUUAUACUUCUUUGCUCGAAUGUUAAAGGAGACAUCUCUGAUCCCUGAUAAAUUCACUUUGACGAGUGUUUUAUCUUCUUGUGCGAAUCUUGGAUUGUUGAGAACUGGGGAAGAGAUUCAUGGUUAUAUUGUGAGAAAUCAAAUGGAGUGCAAUGGGCAAGUUGGAAAUGCUUUAAUAUCAAUGUAUUCGAAAUCUGGUGGAGUUCAAAUUGCUCAUAGAGUUGUGGAGAGAAUAGUUGAUUCUUCAAAUCUUAAUGAGAUAUCGUUCAACCGCUCUUCUUGAAGUUAUCUCAAGAUCGGUGAGCUUCCACUGCCAGAAGAGAUAUUGAUCGAUGAAGCAGACUGAUGUAGUACCUGGACUGCAAUGGUUGUAGGCUAUGUUCAAAACGGUUUUAAUGCUGAUGCUAUUGAUCUCUGAUUGAUGAUUAAAAUAGGUCCUGGGCCAAAUAGUUACACUCUUGCAGCAAUUCUAAGUGUUUGUUCCAGUCUUGCUUCGCUUCGACAUGGGAAAGAGAUUCACUCAAAAGCCAUUAGAUCACGCGAAGGUCUCUCAGUCUCGGUUAGCAAUGCCCUGAUCACAAUGUACGCAAAAUCAGGGAGUAUUUCUCUAGCGGGACGAGUUUUUGAUCAAGUUUAUUGGGAAAAGGAGACUGUUUCUUGGACCUCUAUGAUUAUAGCUUUAGCCCAACAUGGACUUGGUGAACAAGCAAUAGAUCUAUUUGAAGAAAUGAUUAAAAUCAGUGUUGAGCCUGAUCAUAUAACGUAUGUUGGGGUAUUAUCAGCGUGUACUCAUGUUGGAUUUGUCCAGAAAGGAAAAACCUAUUUCGAAAUGAUGAAGAAUGUACAUAAUAUCGAACCAACAUCAAGCCACUAUGCUUGUAUGAUCGAUAUGUUAGCUCGUGGUGGGCUACUCGAAGAAUCACUAGACUUCAUUAAAUCUAUGCCAGUUGAGCCUGAUGAUAUAGCUUGGGGCUCGCUAUUAUCAGGCUGUAAAGUUCAUAAAAACGUGAACAUCGCAGAAUUUGCUGCAGAUAGAUUACUAUCAUUAGACCCUAACAAUAGCGGAGCUUAUACAGCGCUGGCCAAUGUAUAUUCCUCUUGUGGAAAAUGGCGAGAGGCAGCGAAUGUUUGGAAGCUGAUGAAGGACAAAGGGGUGAAAAAGGAACAAGGAUUCAGUUGGAUGCAUGUAAAGAAUAAAGUUCAUGUCUUUGGAGUUGAUGAUUCGGUGCAUCCUCAAAGAGAGGGGGUCUAUAAAAUGGCUGCUAAAUUUUGGGAAGAGAUAAAGAAGGCAGGAUUUGUUCCUGAUACUGGGUCAGUGCUUCAUGAUAUUGAGGAGGAGUUGAAGGAGGAGUUGUUGAGUAGGCACAGUGAGAAGCUUGCUGUGGCUUUUGGGUUGAUUAGCACACCAGAGAAGGAGACACUAAGGAUUAUGAAGAACUUGAGGGUUUGUAAUGAUUGUCAUAAUGCAAUGAAGUUUAUAUCUAAGGUUUUUGACAGGGAGAUUAUUGUUAGAGAUGCUACUAGGUUUCAUCAUUUUAGAGAUGGGUUUUGCUCUUGUAGAGAUUAUUGGUGAGAAGGAAGAGCUUUUUGUUUUAUUGGGUUAGCGCAGACACAUCCCUUGUAUCAUAAGAGGUUAAGCACUUGCUAUCCCUGAAAGGUUUUAGGGGUACAUGCUGAUAGAUCCCUUACUAUCGCUCAAUUGCAGAUAGAGCCCCUAAAUAAAUCUUUUUUUUUUCCGAGACCUUUUACGAGGUCUGUUUGCAAUUAACCCAAGGUUUUAUUAACACUCGGAUUCACUAGUAUUUAUUCAAACAGAGUUAUCUCUUAGUUAUAUGUAUCUAUACGGUGUGACCUGUAAAUUCAGCAUCUGUAAGACAAUACGAGAUCUCUUUGUAUCACAUUGAAAUGUUAGAGGGCCUUAUCAGCAGUACAUUGAUGUUAUGGAAAACCCAA
Molecule: messenger RNA, 2912 nt
Organism: Asparagus officinalis (garden asparagus)
Lineage: Eukaryota; Viridiplantae; Streptophyta; Magnoliopsida; Asparagales; Asparagaceae
Product: pentatricopeptide repeat-containing protein At2g22070-like
Biological process (GO): RNA modification
Molecular function (GO): zinc ion binding; protein binding; RNA binding
Source: RefSeq, a predicted model, not a curated record